AUGUCAGUUCUUCAGUUGUGUGAACUGUACGACGACUUGGAGGCACUCUGCAGAGAAUACUCCGAGGCUCUGGUUUCCGAGUUAGCCCUGCGAGAUGAGCUCGAGUAUGAUAAGGAGCUGAGGAACCAGUUCAUCACGUUGUUCCUCUCCAUCCAGAGGAAAAAAAGAGCUCACUCUGCUAGGAAGAAGCAGAACAGGAAAGGUGGAAGUGGUACACAAGAACUAUCAACUGCUGAGAAAGUGUACCUGACGACCACGAUACCCUACAACAACACACACUCACCACCAUCGUCUGAGCUUCUGGCUACUUACGUUAAAAUUCUUAAAGCUAUGGACAAUGAAAGUCCUAAUUUGCCAAUGCUUCUAACAGAGUAUAUAUUGAAAGGUUGUUUGGUUGGUUGA
Messenger RNA from Helobdella robusta, 402 nucleotides. RefSeq lists its product as hypothetical. Gene Ontology annotation, cellular component: cytoplasm; axon. The record is from RefSeq and is a predicted model, not a curated record. NCBI's taxonomy places the organism in Eukaryota, Metazoa, Annelida, Clitellata, Rhynchobdellida, Glossiphoniidae. Bases 1 to 402 code for a protein of 133 amino acids. The transcript is spliced from 4 exons.